GUGUUGUGGAUGGUUGCAGUACCUCUCUCUGUCCUCCGGGCGGCGCUGUGAUAACUCCGCUCGGUCCCCUCAGCUCCCCGGUGACCCGGAAGUGAAGGACCUGCCGGAGGUCGGCCUCUCGGGGUCACCGGCUCCACCAUGGCGUGGAGGAGCUGCUUCGUUCUGCUCAGACUGACAGGAGAGGAGGUCUCACGGAGCUCCACGAGGGGAGGAAGGUGGCCUCACAGCUUCCAGCAGAGAUGCGGCUUCAAGAAAGCUGCGAAGAAACCAGAGACCAAGAAGGUGGAGGAGGAGCUGGUACCGCCCCACACAGAGACCUCUGAGUCCACAGUCCACCGCCGGACCCCCACCCCUCACGUGGAGCACCAGACUCCCUCAGGCCCCACCAGAGCCUUCGGCCGGCUCGUCAAACCGCUGGUCUUCACCGUGGGGUUCACAGGCUGCUCCUUCGGCUCGGCGGCCAUCUGGCAGUACGAGUCCCUCAAGUCCCGAGUGCAGAGCUACUUCGACGAGAUCAGAGCCGAUUGGCUGGAGAAGCUGCGGCCGCAGAAACGAGGAGACGUCCGCAAAGAGGUUAACCAAUGGUGGAACAGCUUGAGCGAGGGUCAGAGGACGGUCACAGGGAUCAUUGCAGUUAACGCCAUCGUGUUCUGCUGUUGGAGGAUCCCGUCUCUGCAGCGCUCCAUGAUCAAAUACUUCACAGCAAACCCCGCCUCCAAGACUCUGUGCACUCCCAUGCUCCUCUCCACCUUCAGUCACUUCUCGUUCUUCCACAUGGCCGCCAACAUGUACGUCCUGUGGAGCUUCUCCAGCAGCGCCGUCUCUAUGCUGGGUCGGGAGCAGUUCAUGGCGGUCUACCUGUCGGCAGGUGUCGUCUCUUCGUUCGUCAGUUAUGUGUGUAAGAUAGCGACGGGGAGGUUCGGUCCAUCUCUGGGAGCCUCUGGAGCCAUCAUGACCGUCCUCGCUGCGGUCUGCACCAAAAUGCCCGAAGCCAAACUCGCCAUCAUCUUCCUCCCCAUGUUCACCUUCACCGCUGGAAAC
Messenger RNA from Notolabrus celidotus (New Zealand spotty), 1041 nucleotides. RefSeq names its product presenilins-associated rhomboid-like protein, mitochondrial (gene parlb). Lineage: Eukaryota; Metazoa; Chordata; Actinopteri; Labriformes; Labridae. The record is from RefSeq and is a predicted model, not a curated record. Gene Ontology annotation, molecular function: serine-type endopeptidase activity. The transcript is spliced from 8 exons. Gene Ontology annotation, cellular component: membrane. The annotation marks the transcript as partial.